Messenger RNA from Stegastes partitus (bicolor damselfish), 7191 nucleotides. RefSeq names its product RIC1 homolog, RAB6A GEF complex partner 1 (gene ric1). Gene Ontology annotation, molecular function: protein binding. The transcript has 27 exons. NCBI's taxonomy places the organism in Eukaryota, Metazoa, Chordata, Actinopteri, Pomacentridae. Gene Ontology annotation, cellular component: cytosol; Golgi membrane; Ric1-Rgp1 guanyl-nucleotide exchange factor complex. The coding region runs from base 486 to 4811 and encodes 1441 amino acids. The record is from RefSeq and is a predicted model, not a curated record. Gene Ontology annotation, biological process: retrograde transport, endosome to Golgi; intracellular protein transport.
AUGGCGACGGUGAGGCACAGAGGAGUGAAAACUGGACGCUUUGCCGUUAUUAAACACCGCUGGUCCAGGCACCGUAAGAACUGAUACGGCACCGGGAGCGAAAGUUAAUCGACCCAUUUCUCGGUCGCGACACGCCGCUCGGUGUUGUACGGCGACGCGGCGGCUCUGGUCGCUUUUGUUUUCGGUUCCCCCUGUUGUUGCCUCGGACUGCUCAUUAGCUUCAAGUUGGAAAGCCAAUGCUAGCCCGGGGCUAGCUGUGUAGCUCCAUCGGCUGCUUGGGUCUUUCCGUAUGGCAUCCGUGGAUCGAUACCGUGUCCAGUGCUAACACUGGGCUGUGUAGACACAUUCAAAGUUUUUGUUUUCACGGAAACGGCCGCAAAUGAAUCACCUGGAUUAGAAAAUACUACUUAAGGAGGAAUAGGGGGCACCGACGAUCUGGCAUUGCGGCACUGUUUGGAGUGUCGAGGCGGAGUGAGUUCGCCGUCAUGUAUUUUCUAACCGGCUGGCCACGGAGGCUGCUUUGUCCGCUGAGGAGUGAAGAGGAGCCCUUCCACAUCCAGCCCAGCUCCCAGAGGUUUUACUUCGCCCUGCUGUCGGAGACUCAGCUCAGCAUCUGGUUCAGUCGGCCCAGUGUUUUGAUAGUCAGCUAUAUCGAGUCUGCAAAGGCGGCGGCCCAGUUUGGCUUCUACCAGAAGGCAGAAUGGAAACCAGACGACUCCAUGAUAGCUGUGGCGACUGCCAAAGGCUACAUCCUCUUGUUUGAUGUAUUGGGUGGAGGAGAUGACAAGUACCUCUAUGAGCCCGUCUAUCCAAAAGGAAGUCCUCGCGUGAAGGUGACACCCGGUUACAAGGAGGAGCAAUGUGCCCCCGCUCUGUCUUUAGAGAUGAAGAAGCCUGUGGAUCUGGAGGCCCCCAUCACCAGUCUGCAGUCGCUCCAGGAGGACUUGCUGGUGUGCACCGCUGACGGCUACCUCCAUGUGCUGCACUGGGAUGGACUGGGCAGCAACGGACGCAAGGCCAUCUGCCUUACCACGAUUCCCUUCUCGCUCGACCUGCAGUCGGCUCGAGGUGGCCCCUCUCUGGACCUGGAGGGAGUCUAUAUCUGCUCUAUGGAAUACUGCGUGACCCUGGACGGCUUCGCUGUGGUGCUGAGUGACGGGCGCCUCGGUUUUAUCACGCCACUCAGCAACACCAUCACCGCAGAUCAGCUGCAGGGAGUCUGGGCAGCAGACGUGACUGAUGGCACCUGUGUGGCCGUCAACAACAAGUACAGACUGAUGGCCUUCGGCUGUGCCAGCGGCUCGGUGCUGGUGUACAUGAUAGACACCACCACGGGAUCCAUGCAGCUCUCCCACAAGCUGGAGCUCACCCCUAAACACUAUCCAGACAUCUACAACAAGACAGGCCCCGUCAAACUGAUCUGCUGGUCACCUGACUACAGCGUUGCCAUGGUUACAUGGGAGUGCGGCGGCCUGUCGCUGUGGAGCGUCUUCGGCGCUCACCUCAUCUGCACUCUGGGAGAGGACUUUGCGUAUCGUUCUGAUGAUACAAAGAAGGACCCCCUUAAAAUCAGCUCUAUGAGCUGGGGAGCAGAGGGCUACCACCUGUGGGUGCUCCCUUACAAGCCGGAGAGGAGGAGACCAGAGGAGCAGCAGGAUGUGGAAAUGGUCGCUCCCCCUCACUCCUCCCUGCAGGCCGGUAUACUGCAGUUCCACUUCAUUAAGAGUGCCCUCACUGUCAACCCCUGCACGAGUAACCAGGAGCAGGUGUUGCUCCACGGCGAGGACCGCCUCUACCUGACCUGUGUCGACCCCACGCAGAUCCACAGCAGCUCCGACACGCACCCGCGCACACACAUGCACCCCCGCGACGGCAGCCCGAUGCACCACCCUCCCAACCCCGACUCCUCUCUCUCUCAGGGACUCAGCACUUUACUGGGACACAAGCACUGGCACGUGGUCCAGAUUCACAGCACAUACCUAGAGAGCAACUGGCCUAUACGGUUUGCAGCCAUAGACACAGCAGGCCAAUGCAUGGCUGUAGCAGGGAGGCGGGGCUUUGCACACUACUCCUUAUUCACAAGGAAAUGGAAGCUGUUUGGGAAUAUCACUCAGGAGCAGAACAUGACGGUGACGGGAGGUCUGGCUUGGUGGAACGACUUUGUGGUGGUGGCCUGUUACAAUUUUAUAGACCAGCAGGAGCAGUUGAGGUUCUAUCAACGCUCAUCCAACCUGGACAAUGCCUUCGCCUCGGUCACAAAGCUGCACUCAGACACCCUGCUGCUCAACGUCUUCAGAGACAUGGUCAUCCUGUUCAGAGCCGACUGCUCCAUCUGCCUCUACAGCAUAGAGAGGAGGAACGACAGUCCAAAUCCGUCAGCCAGCGUGGAGCUGCUGCAGGAGGUGUCAAUGUCUCGCUACAUCCCUCAUCCAGCCCUCGUGGUCUCGGUCACGCUCACGUCUGUGCGCACAGAGACUGGCAUCACAUUGAAAGCCCCGCAGCAGGCCUGCAUGGCUGAGAGCAUCAUGUUGAAUCUGGCUGGCCAGCUGAUCAUGCUACAGAGGGACCGAUCUGGACCGCAGGUACGAGAGAAAGAGACGCCUGCUGUCAACAAGAAGCUGCUACCAUUUUGCCCUCCCGUGGUGCUGGCCCAGUGCGUGGAGAACGUGUGGACGACCUGUCGCUCCAACAAGAAGAAGCGCCACCUGCUGGAGGCCCUGUGGUUGUCCUGUGGAGAAGCAGGCAUGAAAGUGUGGCUGCCGCUGUUCCCCCGAGACCACCGUAAGCCCCACUCCUUCCUCUCCAGGCGCAUCAUGCUGCCCUUCCACAUCAACAUCUACCCUCUGGCCGUGCUGUUCGAGGACGCCCUGGUGCUGGGGGCGACCAACGAGACUGUGCUCUACGACGGGCUGCAGGGAUCCUCAGAGCCACUGGAGGCACUGUUCCCCUACUGCACCGUGGAGAGAACCUCCCAGAUCUACCUCCACCACAUCCUGAGGCAGCUGCUGGUUCGCAACCUGGGCGAACAGGCUUUGAUGCUGGCUCAGUCAUGUGCCUCCCUCCCCUACUUCCCCCAUGUCAUGGAGCUCAUGGUUCACGUGGUGCUGGAAGAAGAGGCGACAUCACGGGAGCCCAUACCCGACCCUCUGCUGCCCACCGUGGCCAAGUUCAUCACAGAGUUCCCCUUCUUCCUCCAGACCAUCGUCCACUGUGCCAGGAAGACAGAGUACGCCCUGUGGAACUACCUGUUUGCAGCUGUGGGAAACCCCAAAGAUCUGUUUGAGGAGUGUCUCAUGGCUCAAGACCUGGACACAGCAGCCUCCUAUCUGAUUAUCCUGCAGAACAUGGAGGUUCCAGCCGUGAGCAGACAGCACGCCACUCUUCUCUUCAACACGGCGCUUGAGCAGGGAAAGUGGGACCUCUGCAGGCACAUGAUCCGAUUCCUCAAAGCCAUCGGCUCAGGGGAGAUGGAGACUCCGCCCCCGACACCCACUACUCAGGAACCCAGCUCAACAGGUUUCGAGUUCUUUAGAAAUCGCAGCAUCAGCUUGUCUCAGUCGGCCGACUCCGUCACGACAGGAAAGUUCAACCUGCAGAAGACCUUCAGCAUGCCCACUGGAGCUUCUGCUAAAGGACGGGACGUGGAGUGUGCAGAGAACAUGUACAUUGAUAUGAUGCUCUGGCGCCACGCCCGCCACCUCCUGGAGCAAGUGCGCCUCCGUGACCUGGGGUGCUUCUCCGCACAGCUGGGCUUCGAGCUCAUCGGUUGGUUGUGCCGCGAGCGAAACCGAGUGGCCCGGGUCGAGGAUUUUGUUUCGGCGUUGAAGAGGCUGCACAAGGAUUUUCUGUGGCCGUUCCCCGUCAUUCCCGUGGGAAGCCUCAGCUCGCCUCUGAAGAACGGACGCUGUCGCUCAGUGCUGAGCACACGGCUCUUGAAGUCCCAGUCAGCCGACAGCCUGCUGAACAGCGACAUGGACGCGGCGCCGCCCCCGGCUGCUCCCACCAACCACACCUGGAUGGACGGCCUCGGGCAGAGGGCCAAAGACACGGACACGGCCUCAUCAGCUCACUCCAACCAACACUCACCACAGACACACGACGCCUUCCUGUCGCUCCUCACCAACAAAGUCGAGGAGUACAGCGUCGGCUCGGCCACGGAUCUGACGGAGACCAGCUCAGUGGUGGACGGCGACUGGACCAUGGUCGACGAGAACUCCUCCACUCUGAGCCUGAGCCAGGCCGAGCUGGAGCACAUCUCCAUGGAGCUGGCCAACAAAGGCCCACACAAGUCACAGGUGCAGCUCAGGUACCUCCUCCAUGUGUUCAUGGAGGCCGGCUGUCUGGAGUGGUGUGUGGUGAUCGGCUUGAUCCUGCGGGAUGCAAACGUCAUCAAGCAAGUGAUCAGCUUCCUGGACAGCCCCGAGGUUCCUCCAGAAACUGUGCAGAGCGUCCGAAACGGCUUACUGGGCGUCGACACGUGGGCCUCCACUGACUGCCUCGGAUACAAACCCUUCCUCAACCUGAUCCAGCCGCAGCUGCAGCAGCUGUUGGACUCGGCGUCCGAGCAGGUGCAGCCCGAAGCCUUCCAGCCCGUCAGCCAGAGCUCCAAACUCAGCGGCUCCGAGGGGCUGGGAGGAGCGACGGUACCGCGGGUGGAGGACAGCAGGGGGGUCGCGGCUCCGCUCGGCUUGGCUCUGCCCGCCCUCGAGCCCGCGGGAGGUUUUCCUCGCCCCCCUUCCGAGGACUGUCCUCCUGAACAGAUGGAGGAGCAGGGCGAGGAGGAGGGAGCCUACGACUGCACCUUGUCCUGAAGCCCGGGGGGGGUUCUUCUGGACUCGAACCUGUGAACUGUGGAUCCCCGAGGAAGCAGCAGCAGCAGUGGCAGCUGACUGGAAAAUGACUUUAUUUUUGUGUGUGUGUGUGCGUCUGUGUGUAUGUAUGUGUGUGUGUGUGCACAGAAAGUACCUCUCCGGCAGGUUCUUACUUCAGUCAGUAUUAUCCACUCUCCAGAUUUGCCCUUGGUGUCGAGCAGAGCCCCCGUGGAUACUGAGCGACAGACAGACCCGACCGGCACAAAGACAUCACAGCACAACCAGAGACAGGCCUCAAGUCUGACGCUUUUAUUUCUAACAGGACUCAUUUCACCAGAAGAAAAAAAAACAAAGUCACCUGUUUGGAAGCUGUAGAGCAGCACAUGAAAGCACCAGGCUUUUUUUUUGUUUUUUUUGUGUUGUUAUUGUAAUUCCAAGACUGUCCAGACAAAAAAAAGCUCCAUCGUUUCCAUUCGGUAAACGGUGAAAGAAUCAAGAGUCUAUCUGAUCAUCGCGCUACAUUGCUAAGCAGAAUGUAGAACAAAGUCAUUUAACGGAGAUGCACUGAAGUGUGUCUGAGCCUCCAGCAAGUAAGUGUGUAUGUGUGUGUGUGUGUGUGUGUGCACAAGAGGUGUUUCAUACUUUCAUACCUCAUAUGAUUUUAAAAUAUUUUGUGAUACCUUUUUUGGAAUAAUGCAGCGGCGCAAACGAGAUGACGUUAUUUUUCUAUUGAUUAGAACUCGUCCCUCUUGAGUCUCGCUCGUGAAAAGACGGUUUGAAUUCUGUGCAAUUCUUGAAAAAGAAGAGAACGAAUCCACUGCAGACUAGUUUCUUACCACUGAUCAGUACCUCCGCUCAUGUAUUUUUCACGGCCCCCCCCGACCUCACCGAAGCCACAAGCAGGUUCCUGAGAAAGAUUGGAAGGCGGAGGUGCGAACGCAUGCUACAAAAACCAAAUCAUACGACACUUUAUCCAGCUUUUAAACGCCCCCAUCUGAGAGUGUUUCCCAUCAUCAGCGAGGCACGCGAUGAACGUGCCGUCAAAGCCAUUCUGCUUUUUGUAGCUGUCCCUCGUUACAAGAGCAUCAUCGGAUCCCCCCUCGUCAGCAGUGUUAGAAGUGACACGUCAGUAUCGUUUUUUUUUUGUUUUUGAAACAGAGGGAUUGUCGUUGUGCAAUGGAAGCGCUGUUGUGUAAUCUGAACCCUCGUCAUCUGAUAAGGACUUCAUACUUCGUCCAGUUCAACAUGCAUAUCACAUCCCUGAACCGCUUGACUGAUGUCGUGUGCUUCUGUGUGCAUUUCUGAACCACAUCGUAUUCAAAAAUGUGUGGAAUUGAUUUUAUUGUAUUAGUCCUCAUUAUUACUAUUAUUUAUUGGUAUUUUUAGCUGAGUGAUAAUUGCUGAAGUGAUGAACAGAGACGUUUGUUUUUAUGACUGACGAGACUCUUCCCCCCUCCUGUUUCGGUUAUCAAAGCUCAACACGGCGAGCACUAAACGCUUCAUCACGCAUAUGUCAGUAUUAUAUUGUGCAAUGUAUUGAAAUGUUACUCAGCUUUAUUUUUUAUGCUUCUUUUUUCUGUCCCCCACCCCCCACAACCCUCCCAGCUGUUAGCUUUUCACGAUAGACCAAAUCAUAUUCUAGAGGUUCAUUUUUGCUCUCUUGUUUGUGGAAACUUAGAUUCUGCCUGUAUUUGUUAGAACACUCGCGAAAACACGAAAGGGCAAAAUGACUAAACGGGACAGGCGUCGCCCCCUCGGCCCUGUUGCCCCCCUGGUUCCGGUGGGCCCCCCGUCGUCUCCACUCUGAACAAGCCUACAGCCACACUACGCUGCUCCCGCUGUAAGCUUUACUUGACUUGAAAACGGUAACUUGAUGAACCAAAGACUUUUACGUCCAGAGGCCUUCUGUUUUAACCGGUUUGCUUCGAUUGAACGCUCGAGUCAUUAUGCAGAGGGAACAAAAACCUCAAAACACACCCACUAAACCUCCCCCCCUCAUCAGAAACAUAACGGCCAUGGCUCAACAGACUAAUGCUGACAGCAUACGAGACAAUUUCCUACGGAAAUGAAUAUUUCAGACGUUUUUUGUUUUUUUUUGGUUUCCCUCUCUGCGGGUGAGGAGCGGUCGGUCAGGUGUGUCUCGUGGUACUCGGGUGUCACAUUCACUCACAGGUGGACACUAGCGCUCCCUCCCUACUGUGUACAGUUUAAAAGUAUUGCCUGUUUACUCAGAGUAGAGUUUUAUUUCUGGGGCAGCAGACAUCCUCAAUGCAGUGUAAAGAUACUCUCUUGUACAUUUGCCUUUUCUACUCAUGUUUGGUUUUCUACUUCAUUUUUUUCCUUGUACAUAAAGACCAAUAAAUUAUUUUUAAAAUGCUUA